Molecule: messenger RNA, 1096 nt
Organism: Coccomyxa subellipsoidea C-169
Lineage: Eukaryota; Viridiplantae; Chlorophyta; Trebouxiophyceae; Coccomyxaceae
Product: UNC-50
Exons: 7
Coding region: 201-950 (249 amino acids)
Cellular component (GO): Golgi membrane
Source: RefSeq, a predicted model, not a curated record
AUCUAAAAUUGUUUCUUGAAUUGAGUGGAAUUGGUUUUGAACACAAGCUUUGAUGUUACUCUGCCAAUAACAGAAAGUCGAAAAGAGCGACUUUUUGCCUUUUACCAAUCAGAUGCAGUGAAACAGUUCUUGUAAUAAAUUUCAGUGGCUGGUAGAUCUGUAGCACACACGCCGGAAGUGCCUUUGCACUUGCAGAUGCAAUGCUUCCAACGACAAACCAUGGAAGCAGAAGCAGCAAUCCUCAACGCAGAUUGUCUGUUCUGUCAACAUAUCUGCGGAGGAUUAUCAAGCCAAAACAGAUGGAUUUCGAGUAUACCUUUUGGCUGAUGCUUCAACUGUGCAUCUCACCAAAAACAGCAUAUCGACACACAUCAUACCACAAACAGACCAAGAACCAUUGGGCAAGGGAUGAUCCAGCGUAUGUUGUCAUCUGCUGCCUGCUCGUCGGUGCAGCGGCCUGUGCAUACUGCGUCGCGUUCAGCAGCAGUGUGUGGCACUCGCUGUUCACGGUCAUGUCUGCUGUGUUUGUGGACUUUCUGGCAAUUGGUGUGGCCAUUGCCACUGUUGGCUGGUUCUUGGCAAACAAGUGCCUGAGGAAGAAGACACUGCACAGCCAUGCAAUAGAGCAGCACGUGGAAUGGAUGUAUGCAUUCGAUGUGCACUGCAACUCGUAUUUUCCUCUCUUUCUUCUGCUGUACGUGUUGCAAUACCUCUUGUGUCCGCUGCUACUCUGGCACAGCUUCUUCAGUGCUGUGCUCUCCAACCUGCUCUACAUGGCGGCCCUGUCAUACUAUCACUACCUGUCCUUCCUGGGCUAUUCAGCGCUGCCCUUCUUGGAGCACACUGAAGUGUUCCUCUGGCCAGUGGCCGCCAUUAUCCUAAUUGUGCCCUUCACAAUCCUUUCGGGCUUCAACCCCACCCGCUUUACCCUGAACAUCUACUUUGGGUGACUGUACUUUGCCUUCGAGACGUGUGCGACCCUUAUAGGAGACGGGAGAGAGCGUAGUGACUGAAUGUACAUGUGACAAACUGCAUCUCAAUGAUGUGACCAUCGUAACUUUGACUUGCGAAUCGUGGGUUGUUACAUGCCAAACCC